UUGCGUUAAAGUUCAGUCAGUCAUUCAGUCAGUCAAGGCACAAUAGUCACAAUCUAACAGUUUCUAGAGUCCAGUCCAUCAUGGAUGUGCGGGCAGGAAUUUUUCUCUACUGGCUUCACAUUUUUUGCGCUGGCGUGUUUGCUGAUGUCUGGAAGGUAACUGUAGAGCCUGAAAUGAAGGCUCUGGUCUCAUCUUGUGUCGUGUUGCCCUGUUCAUUCAAAUACCCUGGUCAAGAACAGCCCUCUGAUCGUAUUAGAGCUAUAUGGCACAUGAAAGACAACAGGAAUGAUAUUAUCUUUCACAAAGACUCCCCGAGUGUUAAAGACAGUUUCAAGGGUCGUACAAAACUGAUUGGUUCACUGGGUGGUUUCAACUGCUCCUUGGAGAUUGAUGAGGUCAAAAACCACGACAACGGGCCGUAUUGUUUCAGGGUGGAAUUACAAACAUCUGAAAAAGACAAGUACUCCUUUGUGGGAAACUGUGUGUCGAUUAAAAUAAUCGAGCAAGCAUCAAAACCAGAGCUGCAGGCCGAGCAGUCUGUGCAGGAGGGUGAACCUGCAGUCUUCACAUGCUCUGUCUGGCACACCUGUCCGUCCCACCAGCCCACUCUCACCUGGAACCACACUGGAAAAGUCAUCAUGAGCUACAAGAACAUUGGUCAUGGAAACUGGGAAACACAGUCUGUACUGACCUUCACCCCUAAAAAAGAGGACGAUCACAGCGCUGUCGCAUGCACAGUCAAACACCAUGGGAAUGUCAAGGGAGAAAUGACAGCGACUCACCGUAUCUUUGUGAAAGAACAAGCAACUCUCAGUCACAUCCUCAUUCCAACCAUCUCUGGUCUUGGAGCUGCUCUUUUGGUUGGAGUACUGUGUUUCCUCAUUGUCAAGAGAUACAAGAAGCGCAUUGCAGAUCUCGAAUCCAGAAAUGAGAAUGGAAUGUGGGGUCGACUAUCAAGACUGUCUCGCAGGUUUCGUUCAGGUGACAGUAGCAGUGUUCCUGGUGGCAGAGAGCAGAGGAGGUCUAUUUGGAGUCGAUUUUCAAGGAGAGCUCAAGGGCAUCAAAUUGACAGGAAUUUUGACAACAAGGCAAACAACGUAUGUACAGUGUCAGGAAACAAGCCUUUCUCCAAAACUCGAAUGCCAUCACCAAAGAGUGAGGCCAAAUCAUAUUCUGAACCCAGUUACGAUGAUGAUUACACCAAUACAGCAGACCUCAACUUAUAUGGAAAUAUCUGAUGAAUAUGACACAUUUUAGAUGAACACAGUAGACUUGACAUCAGGGGAGGAACCUGUUGUAUAACUGAGUGUUGGAUUUUUUACUUAUUUUUAUGAUGCUUUCAUUGCAAAGUUAUAACAAUUUACAUAAUAGUUAUAUAUAGUGCUUACAUACUUUUUAAUAUGUGAGAAACAUUGGAACUUUUAGCUGAACUUAAGAUGAAAGUUAAAGGUAUCACCUAAUUUCCAGUUGGUCUUUUGAUAUAUCACAACCCAAUGAACUAUAAAAACAUCCUGUAAGUUUCAGAACUUAAAACUUUCUCAUUAGCUCAAAAACAGCUCUUAUUGAAACAUCAUAUAGUGCAAGGAAAGAUCUCCUCUGCAGAAGAUCAACAGCAGUUUCUAUAUUAUUGCCUCUUUACACCCAUGUAGUAAGAGAAGAGGAAAGUCUAGAGAGAUGAAGACACAGGAUUACUCCAACAAAACCAUAGAGAGAUGCCUUUGUGGAUUACACGAUGCUUUGUAGUGUUAGUUGUGAGAAAAAAAAGUUUUAUUUUAUGUUAUGUAUUUUAUAAACUUCUGUGUGAUUCUAACAGCAUAUUUAGCCAAUCAUACCAGCGAGCAAUUACUUGAAUGUCUUGAAUGUCUAUAAAAACAGACUGCUCUACAAUAGCCUAUUACUUCUAAAUAGUUUUUUUUUUCUUGCUAACAAAAUAAGUAGACCCUAUUGAAGCCUUUUUCCGCCAAUAAAUGAACAAAUAUAAAACAAGGUAAUUGCACCUUUUUUAUUUCAGAAUUGUGCGAUGAAAUUGUGAGUUAUAAAGUCAAAAUUGUGAGUAUAAACUCUUUAAAUCACGCAACUCUGACUUUAUAACUUGUAAUUGCUUUUUAUAAAGUCACGAUUACCUUGUUUUAUUUUUUUAUUCAGUGAAAGAAAUGGGCUUAUAGACCUAAAUGAACUUUUAAUUAAUAGUUUAUGAAACAUAUCGUAUUUUUAUUGUUGUUUUUUAAAAAUCAUUUGUGGGCCCUAUUAGAACAUUGCAUAUAUGUUUUGGUGUGUUUAUUUUAGUUAAUUUAUGGACUAAACAAUACUGAUAUAUAUAUAUUGGCUCACAAACAUCUUUACAUUUAAUUUGUACCAUGUAGUCUAAAGGUUUAAUAAAGCAUGAUGCAAUAU
Molecule: messenger RNA, 2394 nt
Organism: Carassius auratus (goldfish)
Lineage: Eukaryota; Metazoa; Chordata; Actinopteri; Cypriniformes; Cyprinidae
Product: sialic acid-binding Ig-like lectin 14
Exons: 13
Coding region: 81-1238 (385 amino acids)
Source: RefSeq, a predicted model, not a curated record